Molecule: messenger RNA, 3691 nt
Organism: Protopterus annectens (West African lungfish)
Lineage: Eukaryota; Metazoa; Chordata; Ceratodontiformes; Protopteridae
Gene: DCAKD
Product: dephospho-CoA kinase domain containing
Exons: 7
Coding region: 332-1021 (229 amino acids)
Biological process (GO): coenzyme A biosynthetic process
Molecular function (GO): ATP binding; dephospho-CoA kinase activity
Source: RefSeq, a predicted model, not a curated record
CAUUCUGUUAGGUGUAACCCGGAAGACUUAACGUCCGUGUGACAUGGUGCAUGUUUAUAUGAAGACCAUGUUUAAUUGUAUUUAAUGAUUGGUGAUGGUUGUCCCACACUGCUUACUUGCACUUUAAACGUACCUUGUUAAUUGCAAAAGAACUGUGAUUUGGUGUAUAUACUGUCCAGACACCUGCUGAACCACAACAUCAUGCAUCUGCUAUGAAUGAUUCCACCACUUCUGUUGAGCAUAUCAUUAUGGAGAAGAAUGUUUGGCAAACCUUGAAGAACCACAACCAGAUAUACUGAGGCAACUACAUUCUACAGUACCAGAGAAAGCAAUGUUUCUCGUGGGACUGACUGGAGGAAUUGCUUCGGGUAAGAGCACAGUGGCAACCAUACUUAGGGAGCUGGGCUGCCCAGUUAUCGAUGCUGACAUCAUCGCCAGGCAAGUGGUUGAACCUGGGACCCCAGCCCACCAACUGAUAGUGCAGUACUUUGGCACAGAAAUCCUGUUAGAAAAUGGACAAAUCAACCGAGAGAUGCUGGGCAAUAUAAUAUUUUCUGAUGAGGAGAAGCGUCGUCGACUAAACUCUAUAACACAUCCAGCUGUCCUUCAGAUGAUGCUUAAGCAGAUACUAAAAUACUUUUUCCUAGGUUAUCGAUAUGUUAUUUUGGAUGUGCCCCUUCUGUUUGAAACCAACAAGCUGAGAAAGUUAUUGAAGCGCACAGUGGUGGUUUAUUGUGAUCCUCAAACACAGAUAAGUCGAUUCAUGAGGCGUAACAAUUUUUCUAGAGCAGAGGUGGAUAAGCGUUUGAGCACCCAGAUGCCACUGGAAGAGAAGAGAAAGUUGGCAAAUCAUGUGAUUGACAACUCUGGUGAUCUAGAAAAUACACGUCGACAGGUACUGCAGCUCCAUUCCAGGUUGGAAGAAUCACUGGAUUUCCUACUGGUCAGAAUAAUUGCCAUUGCCACAAUAACGGGAAUCAGUGGACUUCUCUUUGUCUUAGGAAAACACUUUUUGUUUUAACUGUCCCUCUGCUGGACAGUUUAUAGUUUGCACAGUACUGUCCACAUUAGGCUAAACAGUGUUUAACUUUUUUGUGAAGUAGACAGUGAUUAACUUUUAUAAUACUGUUAAAAAAACAAACAUGAGACCCUGGUGGAGUGCAAUCUGCUGUCUUUUUUUGUACACUUACCUAAAGUGAAUAUGAGCAUUUACACUUCACCUCAGCUUAUGUUUUAUUUUAUUUACAGUUUGAUUGCUGUUUCUUUAUUCAUGAGUGUCAGAUUACCUUUAUUUUUUAGCUUUUUACAGUUUUUAUACUAUUAAUACUAAAUCUUCUUAUUUAAUUUCUCUGUGUUAAUAUUAGUAAUACAAACCAGAGAUACUGCAGGGUAAUACUGCAGUAUGAAAUUAGAAAUCCAAGUAACAGCAAAACAAAGGUAUGUAAAAUUAAACAGAUUUUCAUAUUCUGGAAUGAAAUGCUUUCUCCAUCUACAGAGAUGAGACAUUAAUACUUCGUUGUUGGGUUGUUUUAAAGGGGAAACAAAACCUUAAAACAUAGCCUUUUUGGGAGGAGGGGCUUCUGUGGAGGGGUUGAUCUUAUGCAUAAUAGAUAUGCUGUUUGAUUUCAGAUCAGAAGAUUGUAAAAUUGUAAUCAAUGAACAUAACAAGAGAGGCUUGCGAUUCCCAGAGAGAGAUUAACAGUGAUCACUAGAAACGAGCCUUAAAAAUCACCCUGUACUUACUAGUUAAAUAGCACAAACAUUGUUUAUAUAACUGGAGGAUGUUUGUCAAGUCGAAGACAAAAAGGAAGGGAAAAUGUGAUUUCUAAAACAAAAUAGUGUCAGAUGUUAGGAAAGAUAGAACAUUUAAUAAAUAUAAAGAAUCUCAGAAGGGAAUUAAAAAAAUAUGUGGUAGUACUAAUUAAAGGACCAAGAAGCAGGAAAGGCAGUCAGAAAGUCCUGAAUGAGAACUGUUAAGACAGUUCAGACAAGAAGAGUUGCACAUAACCUUUUUGAGCUAUUUAAGAGAACAGUGAACGACAAAACAGAGAGUAAGUUUAAUACAAUAGAUGUGGGGUAGGUGAUGGAGGGGGUAAAAACAGAACUAACACCUCUCCUUAUUUUAUCAAGUGCUUUGGGUGGCUAAUGGAAUUAUUGCAAGCCAUUUUGCAAGAGAUUGGUUUAGGAAAUAAUGCCAAAAAUAGACUAGAUGGCUUUAUGGGCUUUAUGCCAGAGUACUUAAAGAACUGAGGAAAUAACUAGUAGAACCCUAAACUAAUAACUUUAACAACUCCUGAGGGUACAACAUGGUGUAGCAGUUAGCACUGAUGCCUAACAAGACUUGGAGUUCUAGUUCAGUUCUUGACUGGGAUGCCUUCUGUUUGGAGUCAGCUUUUCCUCCUUCUGUCCAUGUGGAUUUUUCCAAGUGUCCCAUUUCCUUCCACAUCUCAAAGCCCUCUAGAUAGCCAAAGGGGUAGAUCCUGUGUGCGAGUAUGUGUGCGUAUGCCUUGCAGUAGGCUGGCAAUCUGUCUGCAACUGAAUUCUGUACCUUAUGUCCAUUGUGUGGUCAUAGUUCCUUCCCCCUGUGACCCAGUAACAAAUUAAGCAGAAAAGCAGAAAAUCAAAAAAUGAAUGAAUGAGUGAACUCAUGAAUGAGAAUAGGUAAUGUUCCUGAGGACUCUCAAGGGAUAGAUAUGGUUCAAAGGGGCUAAUAUGUCACUACUUCACAAGAGAUAGAGUGCAGACAAAAAUAAAAAAUGUUGGCUUGCUAAUUUGAUUUCAUUUGUAGAGAAAGUUGUGAGAGCACCAACGAAGUAAAGAAUUUUGGAACAUUUAUAAACCUGUGGGGCUGUGGACCCCAGGUUUCACAUUGAGAAGGCUGAUUGACAGCACCAUAUUGUUUCUACAUAUUACAUUUACCACUGCUUUUGUUCCAUGAGUCAUGGUAAAAGGGGACCAGAGUGGACCUGUCUACUUAAUCACUUACGAAAUAAAUUAAAUUACGGACAUGCCAGGCAAAUCCAAUAGACUGCACUGGAUGUCCAUCUUAUAGUUUGACUAUGCAAAUCUCUGUUUGUUAGGUGAAUUUGAUAAAUUUUAUAACAGAAAGGAUCUUUUUGUAUAUUGCGUAAAAAUUGACUGUUCCCCCCUGUAAAUGGAGUAUAUAAAAGACAUGAGAUCUGUUUAUCUGAGUGCCGUGGAAAAAUUAAAAGAUAAAUAGAAUACGUUUUCUAAAUGUACCAUAGCAAAACAUUUUAUUGAACAACAUUUGGCAUAUAUUAGAUUAAGAUUUGCAAUUAUGUUUGAAACUUCCCCAUCCAAGUGGGGAUGACAGCUAUACAGCACUUCAUUCAGUAGAAAUAAGCAUAUUAUAUUUUGAAAUGUAACACAUAUUGCCAUUAGGUCAUAAUACUGAGUUGAUUUAAGAGAGUUUUAUAUUAGUUUUAUAAAAUACAUUUGUGGUUAUAGUAUGUUUUGUUAGGUAAAACCAGUUACUUGGGAAGAGAUCUAUUUUUAUUUAUAUAUUUUAUUUAUUAAUUGUUUCAGAAAUAGGCAGUAAUUUAAACUUACAUGUGUGUGUUUUAAAUUAACUAAUUACUUAUGAUUGUAAAAGCAGGUAUUAAAACUGUGACUCCUAACUCCUCAGUAAUGGUUUUGACACCAGCAAAAUAAAGUAAGUUAUAAACCUUCA